AUGUUGGCUUUCAUUUUUUAUUCUGAAUUAUCUCCCUUUGCUUCAAAUUGUUUGUCUUGCCUACCACCGUCCAAAUCUGACCGAACUUUCAGUUUUCCUUUCUUUCUUUCUUUCUUUCUUUCUUUCUUUCUUUCUUUCUUCUGUAAUUUUUACUUCUAUUUCAUUAUCUUCAUUUUCUUCUUCAUUAGCAGUUUUUUCUUUUCUUUUUUAUCUUCUUUUUGUACGUUUUCAACUGCUUCUGCCAUUUUUCUUUUUCCUUAUCUCUUUCGUUUUUUCCUCGCCGUUUUCUUUCCAUCAUUUUCUCACGUUUGCUUCCCUUUGUUUUUCCUUGACUUUUGCUAUUUCUUUUUCCUCUUCUCCUUUUUCUUCUUCUUCUUCUUCAUUCUCUUUCUUUCUUUCUUUCUUUCUUUCUUAUUUUCUUCUCCUUUCCUUUUAUGCUUCUUCCUCUUCGUUUUGUCCCCUAAGAAAAAAUCUAUUCUUUUUUUCAUUUUCCUUCCCUCAUAUUCUUCAGGCUUCUCUCUUUCUCCUUUACUUAAUUCACUUUCUUUUUUGUUUUCUACUCUUCCUUCUUAUUCUUCGUCUUUUUCUUUUUCUCUUUUAAUGACUUCUUUAUUGCUUCUUCGUCUUACCUACAUUCUUCCUUCGUUUCUUCUUAUGUUACUCCUUUUUUAUAACUUUAUUCUUUUUCACUAUCUUAUUUUAUAUCUUCUUUUUACUUUUAUUUUUUUCUAUUCUUUUGCUUCCAUUUUUCUACUCCUUUUCGUUUUCUUCCUCUUUUUUCUUAUUUAUUUUCUCCCUUUUUAUCCCCGUUCUUUCAUUCUUUUUCUUUCUUUCUUACAUUUUGUCUUUUACAUUCUUAUCUGUUUUUCCUUCUUUUUUGUCUUUCUUCUUUUUAUAUAUUUUUUUUCAAUUCUCAUUCUGUUUAUUGAAUUUUCUUUCGUUUCUUUAUUUGGACUCCAUUUCCGCUUUCACUUUCAUUUUUUCUUCUUUACAACUUUUUAA
Molecule: messenger RNA, 1002 nt
Organism: Acanthosepion pharaonis
Lineage: Eukaryota; Metazoa; Mollusca; Cephalopoda; Sepiida; Sepiidae
Source: the annotation of a GenBank genome assembly